UCUUUGAAUUAGUUGUAGUCAUAUAGGUAUUAUUGUGGUUUAACAAUAACAAAACGUCUCUUUACAUUAGGAUAUAAUCACAGAUAUUUGCUUUGUAAUAAACAGAAAUUUUACUGUACAAUGUCUUUACAAUUACCGGAGAAUGUGCGGCAGGAACUAAUUAAAUCGGUACCAUUGUCUACCAUCGAACUGAUAACAUGUUUCGUUUUUUAUGAUAACCACCCUCGUGAUGAAAAAUGUCUCGAUGUGAUUGUGUGUACUACCGGUGGCAAAAUCGUUGAAUAUUACAAACGCGAGGUUGUCUGUUCACUCAAGUUAAACACCACUACAACGGCUUCUGAAAUAAAAAUACUGAGGAAUGAUAAUUGUGAUCUCUUUUAUAUGGUAGUGGUAGGCGAUGAAAUUCUAAUAAUAUCCAGAAAACAAAACCUUGACGUACAUCGGCGAGUUUCUAAUGUGGACAAGUACUAUAUUGAAGAUCAAUCAUGCAGAGGUCAAGCGUGCCUCAAAGUAAUCUGUAAGGAUGAUGCAGUGCCAAUUGUUUUCGACGAAAACUUUGAUGAUUUAGGUAGGCGAGCGAUGCUUCUUAGUGGGCUAAAUGCUGAUGAUACUUUACCUAUUUUAACACAACUUAUGAGAAAAUUAACUGAAGCUAAGUUUAGUGUCAAGUGUAAUGAAAAAACUCUAAAUGAAUUAUUAAGUUUGCGUCAAAUGUCUGCUCUUUCAUCUUAUCAACAAGUAUAUCCAAAUAGCAGAGAAUCUAUAUUUCAGGGUAAUUCUAAAGAGGUGCCAACAGAUAAUACAUUGGAUAUAAAAACAAAGACACCCUGGGUGAAAUUAUGCAAUAAUAGAAUUGUAAUUAUGCUAACACUGUGCUAUACUUCAGAUGAACCUCUUGAAGAUAUUCAUAUUUUGUUGCAUGGUACUGACAAACCCUCAAUAACUUACACUACAAGACUAUUUGAAAAGAUUGAAACACCCCCAUUUUGGAGAGAAAAAAGGACAAGAGUUAUAAAAAACGAUCACGAAAUUGCUGUUACGGCAGUUGUUAACUUAGGAGAAAUAAAAAAUGUCACAACUAAAAUAAUAGAAUUCAACGGAGCUAUGUUUUAUAAGAAAAGUGGUAAAGAAUAUUUACUUCCCAUGGAACAUGUUUCAAUUUCUGGUGAUGAUAUUAUGGGGAAGGAAUAUGAUGCACUUAUGUGCAGUGAUCUAGAUGAAAUGACCUGUCUUGCUAUAGUAGCAUCAACAUCUAGUAUUCAAAUGGUAUUUAGGCAUAUACGAAAAAAUGAUGAUUUACCUAUAGUAAUGUCGGAAAUAUUUUGUACACAUCUCCAUAUGAACAUGUUACGGAAUACAAACAAUGUUAUUAUAUAUAGAAACUCUCCUUACCAUGCCCUGAAUGGCGUUAUGCUUGUAUUUGACAAAAAUAAUGAAAAUGGAGAUAUCUAUAAUGUAUCAGUUUACACCAGGUCACCAUCUCAAAUCCUCACACUAAUGUAUUAUGUCCAUACCACAAUACCAUACCAAAUAGUAAUCACUACUACAAGUCAAAGGAUUAUGGCAAGGAAAGAUGAAUUAGCAAGGUACAACGAAGCUCAGGUUUUGGAGCUGUCAAAUUUAAACUAUCAAGCUUAUGGAUCGUCUAUUGUAAAUCAAUGCAAUAUGUUACUGGAAUAUUUUGAUACUUGUAUGAUGAAAAUGGGUUCCAGUGGAGAUACAGAUGUGGCCGGUAAGAUUGGUACUGUGAUAGACAUGUUCGCGCCGGGUCUGACCGUUUAUAAUGAAUUUAGAGAAAAUAUACUUAAUGAAGCUUCCAAGGGAAUAAAAAGUUAUAUCGAUUCGGAGAAUGGAUCAGAGAGAAUGAUAAUAUGAAAUUUCAUCAAGUAAGUAUAAGUAUAUAUGUUGCAUUUUGAAAGCUGAAGAAUCUCAUAGCAAAUUAAUGCAAAUCAAUGAACAAUAUAAUUUCUAAGUUCAAAUUGUUUUAAAUCUAAAAAAAUUAUAAUAUGAUAGCAUUGUUAGAUCAAAGAAUAGUUUGUUUAUGUACCUAUUUAUUUAAAUUGCAUGAAGACUGAAUAAUAUAAACGAUUUUAUUGUGAUGGCAGCUAUUUUUUUACAAAAAUAAAAUAAAAAGCUAUAAUAUCCAAGUCUUUAUUUUAAAUAAAAAAAUGGUUUCCAUUAUUUUUAAAUUCGCAUAUAUUCUUUUUUUAUUUAAAUAAAAUAAUGUUAUAAUUAUGAGCAAAAAACUUAUUUUUAAAUAUAAAUUCCUUUUUUAAAUAAUAUAAAAUAAACACAGAACUAAAGGCCAUAUUCUAUGAAUACUGGCUGUAAAGAUAUACAUUACACAACCAUAAGUUAUUUCUUAAAAAAAUAUUUUAUUUUAUACUGAGCAAUCAUUAUUACCACCUAUUCUAAAUUAAUCUUUAACAUAUUACACAUAUGUCCUGUUUUACUACAGUAAAAACAUUUCAUUUUACAUUAUUAUGUAACUAACGACAAAUACCCGGUUUUCCAUCUUCGUGAUAUCUUAGCACCAUUAUUGUCAGCUAUUACCUAAAUUAAAUACAAACAAAUGUGUACCUAUUUAUAUAUUUACAAACACACUACUAUUAGCCCACACACCGAAAUCAUUGACUUUUGGCAACAAACAAUCUGCAAACAUGUUUCCGGUUAUCUUAAAAAAGCUUUAGCUUGAUAUGGCGUUGCAAUCAUCUCUUUUAUUUUACCCUAAAUAGUUUUCAGCGUGCCAAUAUCCGAGGCUUUUGAAGAGCAUUAUGAUACUUUCAUUGUAUCAUAAUUAUGCUUUGCCAUACCGCGCUAUUCAAGUUAGAUGAAAAAUGUUUAGAGUUAUAAAAGAUAUCUACACCACAAUUUUGACGGAGUGUUAGCUUGAUUGUUUGUUUUCAACCAAAUAGUAAGCCGUAACCGAAAUUCGCAGACGAGGAGAUUUUGAUUUUCCUUUUUUUUAACAAAGAUAUAUCUUACUGAUCCAUACACCCUGUCGCUGUAUUUUAAAGCUAUAGUUAGCUACACAGUUUGGUUUACUCUUACGGUAAUUAGACUGAGGGCUAGGGUGCACUAUAUUAGAAAAAAAUAUUAAUUUCUUCACUAACAGUAUCUGUUCUCUAUGAUACUUUUUUGGUGUACAUAUACUAUGUGUAUAAUAGAUACUCUAAUAUCGAUUAUAUAUAAAAAUAUAGACAAUGCAGUUUUAAGAUAUUCAGCGAGAUAUAUGUCGUGUUAACCUCCUGUCUGCGCUAUAUUGUCAGGUACUAGGAAGCCCAAAGCUGCCUGACUCUAUCAAUAUUUACAAUUAAAAUUGUUUAACUAAAAUUAUUAUAAAAUAUACUAUAAAUAGUAAAUAUUUCUACGAACGGCUGUAGACUAUUAAUUUAGUAAUGUUAGUAAUGCGGAACAACCCUUAGCGAGCUAAAUGUUUGUGAAAAAAGAGAUUACAAUAGAAAUGCUAUCUACCAAAGACAAUAUUAAUACAAUAUACUUGAUUUGAUUCACAGCUUCGAUAUUAUCUUUAACAUUAUUUAAAUAUAUAAUUGUUGCUAUAAACUAGUGCCUCUAAUAUGUAAUUAUCCGAACAUUGUGUUUCGACUUUCAAAUAUCAAAAUUAAGCCCUGGUUAAUCUCAACUAUGUACUUACAUUUUGCCAUUGUACUAUUCACCUGAAGUGCAAUAUUAUAUAUCUGACACUGUUGAUUUGCGAGGAAGACAUAGCAGUAAUAAAUGCAAGUAGUUGAGAUUAUAUUGAGAUCCUAUAAUUAAGGAAAAAAGAGCAGAAUUGCCCUACAGG
Molecule: messenger RNA, 3805 nt
Organism: Diatraea saccharalis (sugarcane borer)
Lineage: Eukaryota; Metazoa; Arthropoda; Insecta; Lepidoptera; Crambidae
Source: the annotation of a GenBank genome assembly